Messenger RNA from Arachis stenosperma, 938 nucleotides. Its product is annotated as acyl carrier protein 3, mitochondrial. The coding region runs from base 227 to 616 and encodes 129 amino acids. The record is from RefSeq and is a predicted model, not a curated record. Lineage: Eukaryota; Viridiplantae; Streptophyta; Magnoliopsida; Fabales; Fabaceae. Gene Ontology annotation, biological process: fatty acid biosynthetic process. Gene Ontology annotation, cellular component: mitochondrion. Gene Ontology annotation, molecular function: acyl binding; acyl carrier activity. The transcript is spliced from 3 exons.
AAGAAAACAAGACCUAGAUGCUAUGCUAUACAUGCUAGGAUAUGUGCAUAUAAGAGGAAUAGGAGACAAUGAAAAUUAAAAUGAUUUGAGGCAGAGAAAUAACAAGUGCAUAUCAUAUCAUAUCAAGCAUUUAGCUCUCUCUGUGGCAUUUUAUCAAACACCUUUGUCACUAUAUACAUACAUCUGAUCAAAUCCCAGUCCCUGCGGAGAAUCUCGUAUCUUGAAUAUGCAAAGCAUAAGGAAAUCUAUCUUGAGUCAUGUGAACUUGAGGAGGUCAAUUGAAAGAUGGUUCUUUUCUGGGAAUGAGUGUGCCAAUAUGCAAUUCAGAUACUUGUGCUCUUCAACAGGAUCGGGCUCUGAUUUGAUACUGGACAGAGUAAUUGCACUUGCCAAGAACUAUGAUAAAAUUAAUGCCUCAAAGGUUACUGAAACAGCUGAUUUUCAAAAGGACUUGAACCUGGACAGCUUGGACCGCGUGGAACUCAUUAUGGCUCUUGAAGAAGAGUUUUCAGUCGAAAUCCCGGAUGAGAAAGCGGAUAAGCUUGCCUGCUGCGCUGAUGUUGCGAAAUACAUAGCCUCGGCUAAAGCUGACCAGAAGAUUGGGGAAAGGCCCUGAAACUUCACUCUGUUAUUCUCUUAGGAUGUGGUAUUCUGAGUUUACUUUUUCCUUGAUUGUGAUAUAUGAACCUAUGUUAAGUAUGCUUAGUAGCAUGUAUUACUUGAUGUUAGUUUACUUAAUAGUGUGCUUCAUAUGGGAAUGCCUUAAUUGGUUUGAAGAAUACCAAAUAAUUGAUCUUAGCUAAUAUUGAACACUUGUAUGAUCAUUCUUAGUUUUGUAUAUGAUCAACUAUUCGUGGUUUAAUUUGAGCAACAACCACAAAGCCUUAUCCUACUAGGUGGAGACGGCUAAAUGGAUUAAGUGACGCCAUUGAGCUCAA